Messenger RNA from Limulus polyphemus (Atlantic horseshoe crab), 3926 nucleotides. RefSeq names its product dual serine/threonine and tyrosine protein kinase-like. Bases 125 to 1372 code for a protein of 415 amino acids. Gene Ontology annotation, molecular function: ATP binding; protein kinase activity. Gene Ontology annotation, biological process: protein phosphorylation. Lineage: Eukaryota; Metazoa; Arthropoda; Merostomata; Xiphosura; Limulidae. The record is from RefSeq and is a predicted model, not a curated record. The transcript has 10 exons.
CUGUGAGGAAGGAGAAGAGUCGGUUCAAGCUAGUAGUGCUCUCAAACAAAUUCUUAAUGCUGCAUAUCAGGUGGAGCUGACAGUUAAAACAAGUGCUUCAGUCCUUUGGGCACUUUUUGAGAAAAUGAAGCAGUUGAUUCAGAGUCUGUUAUGGAAAACACCACGUAGAGUUGAUAUUGAUUGGAAAAGGAAAGUGGCAUCAGAUAUGUUAGCCAGUCUCGGUGCAACCCGUCUUGCCCGUUCCAUCUGUGCCCAAUUCCAAGAUCGGCUAAAGUCCUCGCAUGAGCAGUUUACUGCUUCCCUCCGACAACUAGAAUCUAUACAUUCGGGACGACUUCAGCGCACUGAAGAACACAGAAUAAAGGUUAGAAAAAUGUAUGCACCCAAGAUUGCAAGAUAUGCACUAGAAUCCACAUCACUCAGAGAUUUAGUACUUUUUGGGGUUCCCAAGCUUGGUAGAGAAAUUGGUCGAGGACAGUAUGGGGUUGUCUAUGCUUGUGAUUCGUGGUGUGGCUUUACACCAUGUGCCCUGAAGUCUGUAGUGCCUCCUGAUGAAAGACACUGGAACGAUUUGGCCAUGGAGUUUUACUAUACAAGGAGCAUAGCAGAACAUGAACGUGUUGUUCAGAUUCGAGGAUCUGUGAUUGAUUACUCCUACGGUGGUGGAAACACUCCUGCUGUCCUCUUCAUCAUGGAAAGGUUACAACGAGAUCUUUACUCUGCUAUCAAAGCUGGGCUAGACUUUACCACAAGACUUCAGAUUGCACUGGAUGUGGUACAGGGUAUUAGAUUUCUUCAUAGUCAAGGUCUUGUUCAUAGAGAUAUCAAACUGAAGAAUGUGUUGCUGGACAAGAGGAAUAGAGCAAAGAUCACAGACCUUGGAUUUUGUAAACCUGAGGCCAUGAUGUCUGGAAGUAUAGUUGGAACUCCAAUCCAUAUGGCUCCAGAACUGUUGAAUGGUCGCUAUGACAAUAGUGUGGAUGUUUAUGCUUUUGGGAUUCUCUUGUGGUACCUGUGUGCAGGACAAGUGAAGCUUCCAUACAUGUUCGAACAGUGUCAAACGAAAGAUCAACUGUGGAACUGUGUUCGAAAAGGAGCACGACCAGAACGGUUACCACAUUUUGAUGAAGAAUGCUGGAAUCUUAUGAAAGAAUGUUGGGCUACUGACCCUUCAAUCCGCCCUCUACUGGGUAACGUGGAAGCACGAUUGGUGGCUAUCAUGGAACGUUGUUGCUCGGUUUCAACAGCAAGUGGAUGUCAAGAUAGUCGCAGGCGGUCACAUUCGUACAGACGUAGGCACACGAUUCGUAAUUAUCACUCCAAGAACCAAAAGCCACCCGUCGGCACUCAGCACGUUAUCUUGGCCACCUAGUGGCCGGUCCGCAUCAUUAUAUCGUUUGGCAAGAUACGACGUGGCAUAGUUUGUGGAUGUCCGCCUGAAUAAGACAAGGGUGGUUGGAACCUACCCAAGUUGUUGACAUUGCCUCAAGCUGGAUCAACCUUUGAGAGGUGGGGCUCUGUUGUUGGGGUCAAUUCUUUUUCUUAAAAUAAUCAACACAAGAUUGUGUUGGGUACAUGUGUUAAUUUUUGUUUUCAGAAACAUUUUCUACGAAGAAUAAGAUUGAAAUAUUAUAAUAGUAGCUUAUUUUAUGUAACAAAUACGCUGAUAAAAUACAAUUUCAAGCUGUAACAUUGUGUGGGAAAAUUAACGGAUCGGUUUUUAUUGAAGUAGUUUAAGUGUGUAUUUAAGAGGAAACAAAAAAAAAAUUGAUUUAUUUUUCCAGUGGCACAGAAUUCUUUAUGGAUUUUUUUUUUAUUUUCUUAGAUCAGACAGAAGAAAUUAUGUGUGCAUGUAAUAUUAUAGUUGCUGUGCACUGCUACAGUUAGUUUAUUUAACUUGGUAAAUAUUUAUAGCAGUAGAAACUGACAUCUUUAGUGAUUGGAAUGUUUUCUAUUUGUUACAUGCAGUACAGAAAUGUUGGGUUGGAUCUAAAAAAUAUUACUAUUGUUAAGUGGUGUUUUAUGUCAUGAGUUUAAGUCUUUUUAAACAAAAGUUUAAUACUAUCCUACAGAGUAAUUUUUUUUUCAAUUUCUUGUCACGUUUAUUAAAAGAAUGAUGACACUUCAAUGUUAUACUGAAACUGUCUACAUCAUGGUUUAUUUGUACAGAUUACUAUAUGAUGAUCUGUUUCAGUAACACAGAAGUCCUGUAAGUCAAAGGUUAAAGUGUGUGAUAUAUUGUUUCAAGUGACCUGAAGAAUUUUUCUACCAGUCUGUGAAAUUAGAUGUAUUGGUAUUUCAUGUUUGGUUGAGAGGUUUAGAAACUGUAAAACUGUAGAUGUAUAUAUUGAUUUGUCAGUCAUGAUACUUGAUUAUUUCUGUAUGUUUAAACUGAAAUUAUACAGAAGUUUCAAACCAUUGUUUUACACAGCAUGAUAAAUGUUUAAAUGUUGUGUUAGUAUCAAGUUUCGUAAAAGAAGGACCAGUUUAUUACUUGUAUUUUGAAAUGUAGCAUGACCAGUGAUAUGAACUUCCUGUUAUUAGAUCUGACAGCUAAUUUUAUAUAUGUUUUUACUUUUAGUUUAGGUUAACAGAUUUUCACUACAAUAUGAAUUAUAAAUAUCAUGCUAAAUGAUUUAUAAGGUUCAAAAUAUCGUCCAGUUCGUUCCUUGCAGUGGGUUGGAUUGGAGAUGUUAUUUAACACUAAAACCAGUAUAUAGUUGAGAAAGUAAAGUCACAAAACUUCAUUUCAUUAAGAUAACUUGUGGGCCCUUUUUUUAUACUAGACGAAAAAGAAAAUUUACACAUUUCUAAAGUGUGUUUUUUUUUCUUUUUCCAAAUAAAAGAAUUCUGUAAUCUAUUUCCAAUUCUUUAAGCCUUAAUUAAUUGAUUCACUCUAGAUAUACGUCUUUUAUUGUACAUCAAAUAUUAUGAAUACUGAUAUUAACUUGUACAUCCAAAUCAUUAAACAGGGAGAUGUCCAGUGCAUGCUUUUUAUCUGACUAAGAGUAUCGUGUGAGUUUUACCAUCAAAUAAUUCCUGUAAAUUAUAUCAGAUAAAAUGGAAAUAAUAAGAGUAACUGAUUAACUUUCUGUUAAUUACAUCAAUUAUCAGAGUAACUAAUAACUUUGUUAAUUACAUCAAUUAUCAGUGUAACUGACUAAUAACUUUCUGUUAAUUACAUCAAUUAUCAGAGUAACUAAUAACUUUGUUAAUUACAUCAAUUAUCAGUGUAACUGACUAAUAACUUUCUGUUAAUUACAUCAAUUAUCAGAGUAACUAAUAACUUUGUUAAUUACAUCAAUUAUCAGUGUAACUGACUAAUAACUUUGUGUUAAUUACAUCAAUUAUCAGUGUAACUAAUAACUUUCUGUUAAUUACAUCAAUUAUCAGUGUAACUUACUAAUAACUUUGUGUUAAUUACAUCAAUUAUCAGAGUAACUAACUAAUAACUUUGUUAAUUACAUCAAUUAUCAGUGUAACUAAUAACUUUCUGUUAAUUACAUCAAUUAUCAGUGUAACUGACUAAUAACUCUGUUAAUUACAUCAAUUACCAGUGUAACUUACUAAUAACUCACACGUGGUGUGUGAUGGGUAAAACUACCUAUCAAGAAAACAUAAAAUAAAAUAAAUUCUAUCAGAUAGAUUUCUGAUAUACUGGCUGUACUAGAGACUUGUAGAAACAUUUUUAUAUUAAUGUCACACAACAGGUUUUCUGAUAUACUGGCUGUACUAGAGACUUGUACAAACAUUUUUAUAUUAAUGUCACACAACAGGUUUCUGAUAUACUGGCUGUACUAGAGACUUGUAGAAACAUUUUUAUAUUAAUGUCACAACAGGUUUUCUGAUAUACUGGCUGUACUAGAGACUUGUAGAAACAUUUUUAUAUUAAUGUCACACAACAGGUUUUCUGAUAUACUGGCUGU